GCCUGCAGGCUCACUUGUUAGAGACAGUGGAGAGGGGAGGAUAUUCUCUUGCUUCUUCACACUACUUGAGGACUCAAGGAAGACAACAGGAAAUGCCACAAAAGUAUUUGCAGGCACAGGGUUCACUCUUGCCUUCAACACCUCUGGCCACUUUUCUGAAAGGGGGAAAAAAUUGACCAAAGCCAGCCAAGCAAAAGACCACACAGACCAGGAAAUGGGAAGUGGCAUGGGAGCCUUUAAGGAAUGUUCUGUUGAAGAAGGGACAGUGAUGGAACCACCCUCCUCAAAAUGACCUAAGAAUACAGAACCUUGGUAACUAGGCAACCCACUGGUUAGAGCAAGGCCUGCAGGCUCACUUGCCAGAGACAGUUGAGAAGGAAGGAUGUUCUCUUGCUGUCUUCGCACUACUCGAGGCUCAGGCCUCAAGAAAGACAACAGGGAAGGCCACGGUGGUGCCUGGAGACACAGGGUUCACUCUUGUCUUCGACGCCUGUGGCCAUUUUCCCGAAAGGGAAGAUCAUCAACCAAGACCAGUCAAAGCCAUGAACACACAGACAAGAGUGAGAAUGAUUCUGCAGCACAGGACCUGAGCAAGCCUUAUAGAGACUCCAACAUUAGUACAGAGGCUGUGGUUAAGCUAGGGAACAAGCUGGGGCCUUCUCUGCAGGAAGGGGACACCUUCUAUGUCCCUGCCUUUUCGAUCAUAUACCAAAGAUUUGACACCCCCCUACUGGUACUGGACCAGCUGUUCCUGAGGUGUGCUAACUUCAGCCCUUAUUGUGAAGAGGAUGAACAAAUAAAUAACGCCCUCUGUAGCUUCCUGGAAACAUGGAUGGACAAGAACACCGAGGACUAUUGUGAGCCCUCGGAACUGUUCAUACUGAAAUAUAUAAAGGCCUAUUUUGACGUGUGUAUGGCACACGUAGAUCUUAAUGUCCAGGUCAAUAGGUUCAUGACUCUCAUGCAGGACAAUCAAGCCAAGGAUUCCCAUCCAAGGAUGAGCAAGGCUCAGAUCUGGGGAGACACACAUCCUCAGAUCCACAGAUUGGAUGGGUGUAAAACAGCAGGAAAAGAGUCACUCUGGAGCCAGAACCAACUUGUGCAUCAGAGCUGGAGGGCACAAAACCUCCAGAACUUUCUAUGAAGCAUGAGUAGUUGCAACCAGAUGUGGCAGCAGCAGCACAGACAGCACACAUGAUAGCAGCUAUUAAACUUGUGUCUCAGUAUGUCUGUAGAUACAAUGUCUCAUUCACUAACUUCCUACUUGCUACAGUGGGCCUACCUAUUCAGAGAAUGGCCCUGUCACACCUUGUGUGUGCCUGCCCUGUAUCUGUGCUACUGACCCUGCCCAGGGUGCUCAGCCCCUCAAUUCAGUCCAGCAGCAGUUUCAGCCCCACACCCAGCCUUCUCCCUCCCCUGAGAUAUCACCUUUUUAUUCUUUCUGAUCUUUUCCAUUUUGUAUUUAAAUAUUGGUUUUAAUAAAUUGUUAUUGUUUGUUUUCA
Messenger RNA from Rattus norvegicus (Norway rat), 1502 nucleotides. Its product is annotated as ral guanine nucleotide dissociation stimulator-like. The record is from RefSeq and is a predicted model, not a curated record. NCBI's taxonomy places the organism in Eukaryota, Metazoa, Chordata, Mammalia, Rodentia, Muridae.